AUGGGUGGGGGUCUGGCCCCGGGUGCGGGGUGCGGGCGGGCGCUGCUGGUCCUGGCGCUCUGGGCCCUGGGCGGGCACGGACACCCCGCACCCCCAACGCAAAGGAACAAGAACUGGUGCGCCCACAUCGUCAACAAGAAUGUGAGCUGCUCUGUGCAGGAGGGAACUGAGAGUUAUAUUCAAGCUCAACCGUACAGAUGUGCCUGGAACCACAUUCCCUGCCCAUCAACAUUGGCAUACCGAGUGAAUUUUCGACCCAGAUAUGUCAUUAAGUACAAGACAGUCACCCAGUUGGAGUGGAGAUGCUGUCCGGGAUACAGAGGUCAUAACUGCCAAGAAGGGCCCAGGGAACCAGGGAAAACGCUUCGGCCGUCUACGUUACCUCGGCGCAGUUUGAAGAAACCUGCAGAUGCAGACCCUAAACCAUCCCCAGAGCCAAAGAGAGUGCCGGAACAGAACCAGAAUACGGAGCCCAAGCCGGACGCUCAGGACCCGCAAACCAAGAGGAUCCAGACCCUCGAAGACCAGGUUCUCUGGCUCACCCGGGCGGUCAAAGACCUCCAAUCCUCCGUCGCCGAGGUGAACGCCUUCCUGAAGAACAUGGUCCAGGACAAUGCCAGUAAGGUGCUGGCCUCGUGGCUCAGCGGCCUUCCCGGCCCCCGGGGGCCGGACAGCGCACUGGGGGGCCAGAAGGAAACCGUCCCGCUGCCCGAAGUCUUUGGCCACGAAGACUCCGGCAUGAGGGGCAUCAAGUCGGAGCUGGCGGAAGUCAAAGAUGCGCUCAAGACCAAGAGCGACAAGCUGGAAGAGCUCGACGGGAAAGUCAAGGGCUACGAAGGGCAGCUGAGGCAGCUGAGGGAAGCCACCCAAGGCCCCACGGCCGCCCUCCCGGUCGAGCAGCUGCUCCAGACCGUUGUCGACGAGAAGAUGGCCGCCCUCAGGGAGGAGAUGCUGGAGGGCGUCGACAGGAAAAUGGCGGACCUGAAGAAUUCUUGCGAGUACAAGCUGACUGGUCUCCAGCAGCAGUGCGAUGACUACGGCACCAGCUACCUGGGUCUGAUUGAGUUGAUAGAGGAGAAGGAAUCGAAGAUGAGGAAGGAAAUGGACGCCCUUCGGAAGCAGGGCGAGACUCCGCCGGGGAAGCCCAGAACGGGUGAUGACCAAGGCCUGCGGAUUCAGGAUUUGGAUCGGAAGAUCGAGAGGGUCGCGGAGGCCACCAGGAUGCUAAACGGCCGGUUAGAUAACGAACUGGAUCGCCUGGCCAGUCCGGAACCGGACGACACCUUCGAGGCGAGGUGGGAGGAGAUGGACGCCAGGCUCAACGUGACGGAGAAGAACGCCGAAGAGCACUGCUUCUACGUCGAGGAAACGCUCCGGGGUGCCAUCGAGGACGAGGUGGAGAACCUGAAGCGACUUCUGGGCCAGAAAGUGCAAGCCCUGGAGGACCGCCUGGGCCGGGCUCUUUCGGAGAUCACUAACGGCUCCGACGCCAACGACGGCCGAGUGGGGUCGGACCUCCACAUUCUCCCCGGCCCCGCCGACGAACACGUCGCCACCGAACUGAGCUUCCUCAGGAAUAAAAUCCAAACCGUGGAGAGUCUUUGUCGGCAGAACUGUCAGGCCAGGACCCACGGGCAAGGAGAAGUCUUCUCACCACCGCAACUCGACAAAGAGGGCCGAGACACACCCUCCCUCUGGAGAUCGCUAAACGACGCCGUGAACCAGAAGUUCAGGGAACAGGAGGCUACCGACCGGAGAGUGCGACAGGACCUGAGGCUGAUUUAUUCGCGUCUGAACGGCACAGACCGUGAUGUCGAAUCUCUCCGGGCCGGACUGGACAGUUGUAAAGAGCAACUUAAAGACGUCGUUUCGACCCGGAGGGCCGCAGAGCUGGAUAGCGUCACAAAGGUGGACGAGAUAGAAAGGGCAGCGGGAAAUAACACCGCCCGCGAAGGCCCGGCCGACAGCUGCUGCAGCCAUAUGGAGGAGAGGCUCAGGGGACUCUACGGACAGGUCUUUUCCGAUCUGAACACCUGUCGGGAACACGCCGAGGGGAUCCAGAAGGAGGUCUCGAUGGUGGACAGGAGGGUCGCCCACGUUGAAAAGGUCUGCGGGAAACUGGACGCGAUCUCGGGGAGCCUGCAUGGGAUUAAAGACGGGCUGAACAGACACGUCAGCAGCCUGUGGGACUCUGUAAACCGGAUGAACGGGACAAUCGCGUCUCAGUCCGGAGAGAUUUCUGGCCUCCAGAAUUCCGUCCGGCACCUCCAUGGCCGAGUGUCCGAAAUAUCCACGGAGAUUUGGGAGCUGACGGGAGUUCUGUCCGGGGAACAGGAAAGAGCCCCGGGACCCCCGCAGCCGCCCCGGCCCGGGAGCCCUCCUCGUCCAGCCCACCCUGCGCGGUCCGGCCAGCCCCGAGACCCCUUGGCCCCGGAGCCUGCCGGGCGGCCGGCCCAACCGGGGACUCCGCCGCCGCCCUCCGCGCCCGGGGAGGCCCGGCCUCUGCCCCCGGGUGAGCGCCGGCCCGCCCGCCCAGCCUCCCCGGGACUGCCCGCCCGGCCCGGCCCACCCGGCUCCGGGGCCUGGAUUCUAGAAACUGGGGAAGCCGGGCCACCCGGCAGGAUGCUGGUGCGGGGAAGAGGCCUGCCCGACAGCGUGGAUGGCCAGCAGGGCCAGAGGCCCGUCCCCAGCUCCGAAGGCUACGCCGGACCCCCAGGCUACCCCAAACCAUCUGCUCGGGACGAUCCAGCAGACCCUCUGGCCUCAUCUCUGGUGUCCUUCUCGGCCGGUCUGACCCAGAAACCGUUCCCCAGUGAAGCGGGGGUGGUCCUCUUCAACAAAGUGCUCGUAAACGACGGAGACUUCUACAACCCCAGAACAGGGAUCUUCACCGCUCCGUACGCAGGCCGCUACCUGCUGUCCGCCAUCCUGACCCCGGAGAGAGGCGAGUACGUAGAAGCCGUCCUGUCCGUGUCCAACGUCAACGUGGCUCAGCUGCACACGGCCGGCUACCGGCGGGAACUGCUGGAAUACCACCGGCCCCCCGGCGCCGAGGUUCUCUGUGGGGGCAGCGGGACCUUCCACCUCGUCGUCUCCUUGAAAGAGGGCGACCAGGUCAACGUCGUCGUGACCGGGGGGAAACUGGCCCACACGGACGCGGACGAGAUCUUCUCCACGUUCAGCGGCGUCUUCCUCUACCCCACCCGUCCGCCCCCGGUCUAACUGGGCUCUGAAGACGGCCACGACGGCGGCCGGGGGCGGGGGGGACUUUUGGACCUCGAAUAUAUAUCCCGUCGACUCUCCGGAGCCGUUGGGCUGACGGGGCCCUGGAUCUUCCGGCCGGCCGUCUCAGAGUCGAAGGGCGGAGGAGGAGGAGGAGGAGGAGGAGGAAGAGAAGGGGCAACCACCUCCCCCCCCGGGACCGAUCGACUGCUUCCCUCCCAUCUCCCACCGGUGUCUGGUGACCCCAGCCGAGCAAUCCGAAUUCGUCCAGAGCAUUCCCUGCCUCGGCCUCAGUCCCCUGUGGUUUUUUAACUCCAAAGUGCCUUUUUCUCCCAGAGCUUCUCCCCCAGGCGGUCCUCCACCACCCUUUCCCAAUCUUGGGAGCGUUGGGAAGACCCAGUUGCUUCUUGGCCUGGCCUCGCUAGCUCCCCGUCCCCCUGCCCCUCUUCCUCCCCCCCAGCCAGGGGUCUUCUAACGGGCUCAAACGUUCAUUCAUUCGAUUGUAUUUAUUGAGCAUUUCCUGUGUGCAGAGUACUAAGCGGUUGGGAGAGCACAG
Molecule: messenger RNA, 3778 nt
Organism: Ornithorhynchus anatinus (platypus)
Lineage: Eukaryota; Metazoa; Chordata; Mammalia; Monotremata; Ornithorhynchidae
Gene: EMILIN2
Product: elastin microfibril interfacer 2
Exons: 8
Coding region: 1-3222 (1073 amino acids)
Molecular function (GO): protein binding
Source: RefSeq, a predicted model, not a curated record